AUGGGCCGUAUAGAGAAUUAUGCUUCCAUGAUGGAUUUGGAUAAGUCUAUCGUUAAAGACUUCUUAGUAGGUAUGGGAAAUGUUCCAGAGGAACAGAUAAUUAACGAACUGCUGGAAUUGAAGGCCGUGAUAGGGCCCUUAGAUCCUAAAGCAGCUAGGGAUAUUAUUGCCAGUAAGUCCGGAGACCAAAAGGGAACAAUACAUUGCCUUCAACAACUCCAAGACACGCAUGCAAUAAAUGAAGGGCCGAAUUGCCAUAAGAAAAAGAAUCCCGAGAAAUCCAAGGAAAAAGGAUUGUUUGGGUGGUUCUUUGGGAAAAAAUCAAAACAAGGAUCGGCGAAGUCUAGCGAGGCGUCUAGCGAUGAAAAAAAACAAGAGGAAUUGACUCAUUCACCGCAAGUUGCUGAGAUACCCAGCAAGCCUUCCACAAGUUCACCAGAAGUAGUUCCGUCUCCAGAAACUGUGCAGAAAUCGCCAGUGACUAUUUUGCUUCGCCAAACUGGGAUGAGAUACCCCGAGGAGGAACAAGUAGCUAGAGAGUAUGACUUUACACGUCAUGCUAAUAACACGGCGUAUUCAUCAGAAAUGGAACCUGGUGAAGAGUUUCGCAUAAUUUACAAUCAGUUUCUUAGGACGGCGUCAAAGUCUUAG
Messenger RNA from Trypanosoma grayi, 651 nucleotides. RefSeq lists its product as hypothetical. The record is from RefSeq and is a predicted model, not a curated record. NCBI's taxonomy places the organism in Eukaryota, Euglenozoa, Kinetoplastea, Trypanosomatida, Trypanosomatidae. Bases 1 to 651 code for a protein of 216 amino acids. The transcript has a single exon.